GAAAAAAAGGGAUUUUUUUGAAUUUGUCCGAUAAGUAAAUAGAAAAUGUGUGAAAAUAUUAAAGGCGAAACGAAGACAGAUGAGCAGCCUAAAGAAUAUCCCUUGAUGUACGUUCGAGGGUUUGCAUUUCCAGGACUGUUCCAGCCUGAUGACAUUGAGAAGGUUUUAGAUUUUAAACCCCGAGAUACAGACAUAUUCGUUGUCACUUAUCCAAAAUGUGGAACAACUUGGAGUCAAUUUAUUGUGUGGGAGAUUUUAAAUAAAGGAGCCAUACCACCAAGUCCAAAUGCAAUGAUGUUUAAACAUUUUCCCUUCUUAGAAGUGACUGGUGUUGAUGACUUAGAAAACCAUCCUCCUCCAAGACCUUUGAAAACACAUUUACCUUACAAUCUUCAGCCAUACAAUUCUUCAGCAAAAUAUAUUUAUAUCACCAGAAAUCCGUAUGAUUGCUGCGUAUCUUAUUUCUAUCACCUCCAAAUGGAUAACUGGAAUCCCAAACUUAGUUUCAGUGAACAUGUUGAAGCUUUUACCUCAGGAAAGAUACCAUUUGGCGACUUCUUUGAUCACGUGUUAUCGUGGUACAAACAUAGAAAUGAGCCAAAUAUUUUAUUUCUUACUUAUGAGGGUAUGAAGAGAAAUAAAAAAGAAACGAUUCUAAAAAUUGCCAAAUUUCUGGGUGAAAAUUAUUACAAAGAUCUGCAAGAUGAAAAAGUAAUGGAAAAUUGCCUAAAAUAUUCGGAUUUUCAAUACAUGAAAGAAUUAGGCAUGUUUUUCCCUGAUCUUCCUGAAAAGGAUAGAUCACUCGAACUGGAUAGAGAAAAAAUGAAAGCUAUGUUGAAAGGGUUAGCUCUUCCAGACAAAAGGAUAGGUAAUACGGAAAAUUUUAAGGAGCAGAACUUUUUUAGAAAAGGUGAAAUCGGAGAUUGGAAAAAUCACUUUUCACGCGAAGACAUCAAAAAGUUUAAUGAAUAUGUGAUUAGGAAAUUAAAAAAUACUGAUAUGGAAAAUUAUUGGCUUCUUGCAGAUGAAGAAACGUCAUUUUAAACUUAAACUAUUAAAAUUAUUUGCUGUAAUUUUAUUUUAAUUCAAGAACCAUGGACCUUAUAUAAACACUAAAUAAACUAUUGCACUCUUAAUUAUGAUUAUAACGAAUUAACAUUACCUGUUUCAAAACUCUAAAAAACAAUUGAAUAGAAAAAGACCAACUAUAACAACAAGGUCGAACUUAUAUUUAUAUUGUUGUAAUCUAAAAUGAGCAACGUGUAUUUGGAUCUAUAUUCUUUA
Molecule: messenger RNA, 1284 nt
Organism: Uloborus diversus
Lineage: Eukaryota; Metazoa; Arthropoda; Arachnida; Araneae; Uloboridae
Product: amine sulfotransferase-like
Exons: 2
Coding region: 46-1044 (332 amino acids)
Biological process (GO): sulfation
Cellular component (GO): cytoplasm
Molecular function (GO): sulfotransferase activity
Source: RefSeq, a predicted model, not a curated record